Mesocestoides corti is the source of this 213-nucleotide messenger RNA. Lineage: Eukaryota; Metazoa; Platyhelminthes; Cestoda; Cyclophyllidea; Mesocestoididae. The record is from the annotation of a GenBank genome assembly.
AUGUGUGUGGAAAGAGCCAACCAACCACCACGUAAAUUGAGCGAACAGGGAGUGAACAAUGGGAUCUGCCCCGCCUCUGCGACUCCCACCCUCAGUCAGUGCUGCAAAUCCACUCCUGGCGUGAAAUCGUCAGCUCCUCCCAUACCCACGAAGUCCUCAGACCGUCAAAGACCACCAUUCCUGACACUCGAAUCCCCCUCUCCGUUUUUCUAG